GCAAGUCAUGAUGCAAAUGCCUUCCAAGGUGAUGUGGUUGUCAUGGUGCAGAAGACCAGCGUCAGAAAGCCAGUAUGCAGCAAUUCCAAAACACCACCAGCCAAAACGCAGGCACUGGAGGAGGACUACAGUGUGCUGGAGGAGUUGCUUGCGCAGGGGGCUAACAAGCCUAUUGCUGAUGGAACAACAGACGGGGCUGGCGACGCUGCGAAGGCAGAAGAUCCUAAGGGCGUUGCGUUGGACGAGGCCAAGAAUCCCAAGCGAAAGAAGGCGAAGGCAGGAAAGCCUACGGACGUUGAAUUAUUCGGAUCGGAUGAGGAACCGCCUGUGGAUGCUGAAGUGGAUGAGGCCAAGAAUCCCAAGCGAAAGAAGGCGAAGGCAGGAGAGCCUACGGACGUUGAAUUCUUCGGAUCGGAUGAGGAACCGCCUGUGGAUGCUGAAGUGGAUGAGGCCAAGAAGGCCCCCAAGCGAAAGAAGGAACCGCCUGCGGAUGCUGAAGUGGAUGAGGCGAAGAAGGCUCCCAAGCGAAAGAAGGCGAAGGCGCAUGCGGAGGCAAUGGGUGCUGAAGUGGCCACCACCAAGGCCAAAGAAUUUGGACCUGGUGUGGAGUUCGUGCCAUUUGGGAAACUCACCUUCGGGAUGAACGAGGAGGCAGCCCGCUUCGUUGCGACCACAAGCAGCAAGCUGCGAAUGGCGAAGAGGUAUGCCCUCAUUUGCAGGGUGCAUGGGGGUGAGUUGCACCCGAGCCUUGGCAUGUUCCGCAUGAAGGUGAAGAAGGCUGUGAAGUGCACCAUUCGAGGAGAUGACGGCAAGUUUUCCGAAGUGACUGCAUUGGAGAAAGCGGACCCGCAGAUUCAGAUGAGCCUGGAAGCUUGUUGUUGGACCCCACCUCCUGCCGCCAAGCCAAUCAUGGAGUGCUUCCUCGGGUAUGAGAAAGCUGGCAAUGGCCCGAUCGGAAUGGCUUGGGCAUUGGUGAAGCAGGAAGAUGGCACAUGGAAAGUCGACGGGGCUUGCCUCUUCUUGAAGAAAAGCUUCAAGAUCCCAGCCAGUGAGAAAUCGGCUGUGCUGCAGCCUGCGGAGGUGGCAGAUGAGAUCGAUGAUGAGGCCAAUGACGCCGAGGAUGCUGAUUGAGAACAUGGCCAGAACAUGGCGUUGCUGGAUCACCCUGGGAUCACCCUAAGGUGUUGGCGACAUGUGCAGAGACUGGCAAUGGCCAAAGUUGCUUGAUAUACGGGGUGUUCCCCAACGUUCCCG
This is a messenger RNA of Cladocopium goreaui, 1254 nucleotides long. The record is from the annotation of a GenBank genome assembly. Lineage: Eukaryota; Dinophyceae; Suessiales; Symbiodiniaceae.